Quercus lobata is the source of this 582-nucleotide messenger RNA. RefSeq lists its product as uncharacterized. NCBI's taxonomy places the organism in Eukaryota, Viridiplantae, Streptophyta, Magnoliopsida, Fagales, Fagaceae. The transcript has a single exon. Gene Ontology annotation, molecular function: nucleic acid binding; RNA-DNA hybrid ribonuclease activity. Bases 1 to 582 code for a protein of 193 amino acids. The record is from RefSeq and is a predicted model, not a curated record.
AUGUUGGUGAAUUGGGCAGCAAACUACCUGGAGGAAUAUAGUGCUGUUACUGAAGCACAAACCAACUUCGGGAAUAAUAUGCAGAGAAUCAUAACAUCGGCCCCACCACCACAGAACUUGUUUAAAAUAAAUGUUGAUGGCACGGUAGCUAUAGCAAACAAGAAGGCAGGUGUGGGUGUGAUUGUCAGAGAUGAGUUGGGUAGAAUGGAGGCUACGAUGUGCAGAAACUUAAAUGCUCCUUUAUGUGCUAUUGAGGCCAAAUCCAAGGCUGUUGAGGUAGGGUUGUUGUUCACACAAGACAUCGGAAUCCAAGAUAUUGUGGUGGAAAGUGACUCUUUAAUUACGGUCCAAGCUCUGAAUGGAACAUCUACUCCACCAUCCGCAGUCUUGGCAAUUGUACAAGGCAUUAUGGAUCUCAGUAAGGGCUUCCGUAGGGUGGAAGUUUCUCACGUUAAGAGACAACGUUAUAGGCCGGCUCACUUACUAGCAAAACAUGCUCUUGGCAUUGUUGAUUUUAUUGCAUGGAUUGAAGAGAUGCCUUGCUUUCUAGAACAAGCUCUUAUCCACAAUGUAACAAUUUAA